Messenger RNA from Didymodactylos carnosus, 1665 nucleotides. The record is from the annotation of a GenBank genome assembly. Lineage: Eukaryota; Metazoa; Rotifera; Eurotatoria; Philodinida; Philodinidae.
AUGUCCGAUAGGCCCAAUUUACAUCAUUCUAAAAAAAAUCAUCGACACAAAUCAAAAUCGAUCGUUAGUAAUGUACAACAAGAACAGCAAAAUCAAUUUAAUUUGUCAAAUGUUGAUGUUUUAUGUUUACAAAAUGCUCGUCCUCAAUCUUUUAUUCAAAUUAGAUCUAAUUAUUUAUCUGAUCGACAACAAUUAAAUACUAGACAACCGCAAAUUAAUCUUUCAUCAAUUUCAUCCCAAACAACUGCUAUUCUUAAUCCUUUCAUCUCGAAAGCUUUAUCGAAUAUUGAACAAACAACAAAAGAACGAUCACAACAACAAAGACGAGAAGUAAGAUUUCAAGAUGAAUUGAGAAAAGAUCAUAGUCGACAUUUAGUCCUAGCAAAAUGUCCACGUCGAUUACAUGAAGAUUAUGAAACAAUAAAACGUGUUCGACAAGCAAAUGAAAGAUGGAAUCGAUUUAUCAAAUGGAAUAUGUCGAAAUUAAAUUUGGUAGCAAGUAGUUUUAAUCAACUUAAUUUAUGUGAACAAUGUCAAUAUAAUUUUUUAUCCGAACCAACAUCAUUAAAUGUCUAUUCUGAUGCUGAAAAAGAACAAUGGAUAAAUCCACUAGACAAUGAAGAAGACGACGCUGAUGAUGAUAGUAAAUAUUAUCCGACACAAAAACCAAUUUUAUUUGAAGUAUGUGACGAUUGUGAACGAAAAAUUGAAAUAUAUCAACAAUAUGUACAACAGUAUAAAAUACAGAUGACAGUUGAAACAGCUCGACUUAACCAACCGCAAACAAUUUUAACAUCUACAACAGCAAAACCAGAACAUAAUCAUUUUAUUAUUGCAGAAACUACUGAACAACAUAUAUUACAAACACAGUCUAUACUAUCAUUGACAAAUUCGUGGCAUCAAACAGAACCAAUAACCACAUCUAUCACUCAAAAAUUAGUAGAACAAACGAUACCAUCUCAAAAAAGUUUACAAUUUAUAGCAAAUACAACUCAAUUAAUUUAUGAUAACGAAUUAUCACAACCUCAACAACAAGAGUUCACGAUUCUCGAACAACAGCCAAGACCACGUUCGGAGGUUUGGUAUGAUCCUAAUCAGUUUAUGUUAGCAUUACAACAAGAAGAACAACGAGCAGUCACUAUUCUCAAUAGACAACCAAAUGUUAGCACAGAUAAUAGAUUAUCUGUAAAUAUAAUGACGCAUAGUAAUGGGACAUCAAUAUCUGAGAAUGUAUCAAGUAUAAACAGUGAAGUAAUAUUAUCAAACGAAGAAAUAAUAAAAGAUGAUCGAGCAGCGAGACAAACUCUUAUUUCAAUGGCUUCAGAUUUAGCCUGUCAUACGACAAAUGAUGAACAAAAAAUUCCACAAAUAAUGCAAACUUUCCAUUCACUAUCAAGUAACGAUAAUUUAUUUCAAUCGUAUCCUUUAUUACUUCAAAAUAAACAAACAUCAUUGCCAAAAUCACUUAAUCCUCCGCUAACUGUUCUCUCCGAUCGAUCAUUAAAUUAUGCAGAUAAUCGUUGUUCGACAAAUUCACUUGAGGACAGUAUAAAUAGAGGCGAUAAAUUAAACUUAAAACUAGAAAUAAAUAAAAAAAUGAGUAAUAUGACUUAUACUAAUCGUAGUAAUAACGUCGAGAAUGAUAAAACUACUCGAAUAUAUUGA